GGGGCUGUUCCGCCUACUUUGCGCAUGCGUGGUGUGGCGCGUCGGUAGUCGCCUGGCGGAACGAUAUUUUGUCGCUGUUGCUCCAUCUCCUUGCCCUUCUCCAAGGAUAAUAGUUUACCUCUUCCGAGUUGCUUCUGAUAACGUGAGCAUGGGACGCUCCUCCAAGGACAAGCGUGACAUUUACUACCGUCUGGCCAAGGAAGAGGGGUGGAGAGCCCGGAGUGCAUUCAAACUUCUGCAGCUGGAUGAGGAGUAUCACUUGUUUCAAGGUGUCUCUAGGGCUGUGGAUCUCUGUGCAGCUCCUGGGAGCUGGAGUCAAGUUCUGAGCCGAAAGCUCAAAGGAGAUGAUACUAAAAUAGUGGCUGUUGAUUUGCAAGCCAUGGCUCCUUUGGCCGGAGUCAUUCAAAUCCAGGGGGAUAUCACCAAGGUCUCAACAGCCCAGGAGAUCAUUCGCCAUUUUGAGGGGCAGCCAGCUGACCUGGUGGUGUGUGAUGGAGCCCCUGAUGUGACUGGACUCCAUGACAUAGAUGAGUACAUUCAGGCCCAGCUGUUGCUAGCUGCUCUGAACAUCACGACACAUGUGCUGAAAAGGGGAGGGACUUUUGUAGCCAAGAUAUUCCGGGGGAAGGAUGUCACCCUCCUCUAUUCCCAGUUGAAGAUUUUCUUCCCUGACGUGACCUGUGCCAAACCCCGAAGUAGCCGCAACUCCAGCAUCGAAGCCUUUGCAGUUUGUCGAAAUUACAGCCCGCCAGAAAGCUAUGUACCAAACAUGUCCAAUCCCCUGCUGGAUCACUCUUACGAUGUGGAUUUUAACCAGCUGGAGGGCCCUAAUCGGGUCAUUGUCCCCUUCCUGGCUUGUGGAGAUCUGAGUGCUUAUGAUUCUGAUCAGACUUAUCCUCUGCAGCUGGAUCCUGAGAAGAAAUAUACCUACACGCCUCCCACCCAGCCUCCCAUCCACCCUCCCUAUGAAGAAGCCUGCUUCUUAAAGAAAAACAACCUGCUAUCCAAGGAGUUAGCACCGCAACCGCAGCAGCAGGCUGCCCUCUGUGAGACUCUGCGGCAGCCCGAGGUGGGGACAGAGGGCUUUUCUUUGGAGAAGGAGGUCAUUGGUGCCUUGGAGGAACUGUCCACAUGACAUAACCACAGAUGGGACAUGUGUGCAUCCUGCCCCCUGCUGGUUUGAAUGAUUUUUCAUUCUGUUUUGGUUAAUUUAUAGAUUAAUUAAUUAAAUAAAAAAUUUUAUUUAAUCUUUUUCUUUACUUAUUCAAAGCUUUCUUCAGUGUGGGAGCUGGCUAAGGUUCUUAUUGUAGAGUCCCAGGUUCAAAUCCCUGUUCAGGUUUGUUGGAGGGUAUUUCUUAGCCCAAGUGACCUGAUAAGCUGUCUGUGAGCUACAGACGGACACUAUGUAGGUUUUUGAAAAGUGCUGUAGAAAUUAUCAUUUAUGAUCACAUACUGCUUCCCAACCACUCCUCUUGUUCUUCCUGCUAUAUAUCCUUCCUGCUUUUUAAAGUAUAGUGUUGUCUUCAAUCUCACAGUAAAAGCAUGGUAUAUGAAUGGACUGAAAUUGCCCCCCCCCCCAUGCAAACCUUGAUCUUGUGCCUCCCCCUCACCACAAGCAUGGAAUUUUGUCUUGCCAUCCCUUCCACCCAGGUCAGAAGGUCUUCUUGCUAUCUGUCCUCAGAAGUCCAGUGCUGCUGUGCUUUCCCCGAAGGCGGCCCUGUUCCCUGGAGAUCUGGUUACACAACAGUGAUGCCAUCAGCAUCCACUUUGACAACCUGGGCUUGGACUUGGAUUCCAUUUGAAGGUGGUUCAGCUCUGGUUCUUUGAUAUUGCAAGUUUGCCUUAAGUCCCUCCACCCUUUGUGCUUGCAUCUUCUGAUUGCCAGGUCUGCAUCUUUCCCACUGCCCGCUCAUAGGUUGCUCCACAAUGAAAUCAUACUGGUCCAGAGGGGAAUGCUCAAUUGUACACAAAGACUCAUUGAACAGGUAACCAGAGUUCAUUCUUUCCAUAGGUGCAGCAUCCACAUGGCUGCAGCAGCUGGAUGGAGUCACCUCUGUCUGGGAGGCCUGAUGAUGAGUGAUGUGCUGGGUGUCCGGUUGUGGUUCAGCCCUUCGAAAAGAGCGAUGGGCAAAUAUGCCAAUAAAAAACAUCUCAACAGCUAGCGAAUAGUAGAAGAUCACUGGAGAGGGGAGAGGAGAGUUAAAAAUGCAGAAAGGAUGGUGUGCACACUGCAAUGGUUUUACUGAGUGACCCUAGUUUGCCAAACUGGUCUACUACAUUGGUAGAUUUUAUCUUGCCCUUUAGUCAGAUACUGGGUCCAGGCCUGGGGAAGACCCAACCCUACAAAGAUCCUGGUUUUCCUUUCUUCCUGCAAGGGCACUGGACCCCUUCUCUAUGGGAUGGCAAGCCAGUCAGCUGUUCCAGAGAUGCCAGUCCAGAGGGUGAGCUGGCCUGCUGCCUAUUUUGAGUUCUCUCUGUGUGGAUUCUGCCCUGCUGGAUAAAGUUGAGCUGCUAUUUUGCUGAUUCCCACUACAAACACUAACACAAUUUCAUUUUCAAUGCCCACUGAAUGUAUUUUUAUUUAAGCAAGGCUUCCCUGACUAAUCAGCCAUACUUUUAUUGGUACAUUUUAAAAACCUUAAUACUGGAUUUUGAUGAGGACAAAACCCUCUUCUGUUGUUCACUGCUAAGAUAUUUUAUUGGAUGUAAAGCAAUAUGUAAAAUUUGCAAAUAAAUAAAGCCCCAUGAAAGGCUGUUCCAGAGGAUUGGGGACACAGUCUGGAAUAGCACAGCAGUAGUGUUGGGGGCAGCAAUUGGAAACCAGCAAAUCUCUUUCCCCCACCCCCAAACAUGCCUCCAGCAGAAGUCUUUGCUGGAUCUGGGUUUCUUCCAUGAUCAGAAGGACCGCUCUCUUUUUGCAAAAUGGCAAGUGUGGAGUCACCCCACUCAUGGCUCCCCCAAUUUAAUGAACUCUCCCCUUAAAGUUUAAGGUUCCAUAUAGCCUGAAGUGCCUGUCUAAUCUUGGAAGCUAAGCAGUAUCAGGCCUGAUGGAUAUCUGGAUGCAAUGUUGUAAACUGCCCGGAGGUUUCAGCAAUG
Messenger RNA from Varanus komodoensis (Komodo dragon), 3096 nucleotides. It is a transcript of the gene FTSJ1, whose product is annotated as FtsJ RNA 2'-O-methyltransferase 1. Gene Ontology annotation, cellular component: cytoplasm. Gene Ontology annotation, biological process: tRNA methylation; cytoplasmic translation. Gene Ontology annotation, molecular function: tRNA methyltransferase activity. The transcript has 11 exons. Lineage: Eukaryota; Metazoa; Chordata; Lepidosauria; Squamata; Varanidae. The record is from RefSeq and is a predicted model, not a curated record. Bases 149 to 1135 code for a protein of 328 amino acids.